AUGGAUCAUUCAAUACGAGACGUGCUUGUGCAAUGGAUUAGCGCCCUAAAGUAUCCAUUUACCGACAUUCCUUUUCAAUCAGCCACUACCAACAACAACGAAAACAACAACAAUGACGACAUGGACGCAUUCGUUGAAUGGGCCAAUGCAAGGCUUUCUCCCUUUGAAAAGACCUAUGUCUCGUUUCCGGAUUAUGUUGAUUCGAAUGAUUCCACCUGUGCUGCUGCUUAA
Molecule: messenger RNA, 231 nt
Organism: Lichtheimia ornata
Lineage: Eukaryota; Fungi; Mucoromycota; Mucoromycetes; Mucorales; Lichtheimiaceae
Exons: 1
Coding region: 1-231 (76 amino acids)
Source: RefSeq, a predicted model, not a curated record